Messenger RNA from Perca flavescens (yellow perch), 6292 nucleotides. Its product is annotated as cilia- and flagella-associated protein 47-like. Gene Ontology annotation, biological process: cilium assembly; sperm axoneme assembly. The transcript is spliced from 43 exons. The record is from RefSeq and is a predicted model, not a curated record. Bases 191 to 6292 code for a protein of 2033 amino acids. Gene Ontology annotation, cellular component: cilium. NCBI's taxonomy places the organism in Eukaryota, Metazoa, Chordata, Actinopteri, Perciformes, Percidae. Gene Ontology annotation, molecular function: protein binding.
CUGAGCUUUUAACUUCUGUUUAGUCUCUGACAUUUGGGUAGCAACAGUUAAGUUGACUAUCGGUAUGUGAGCCAGCAAGUCGACCAAAUUGCGCGAUAAUUAUUUUAUAUAUAAUGAGAAGAAGAAUAUAUUUGUGGCGUCUGUAAGUCAGUAACGUUAACGUUAGUUACACUAAAGUCAUAACGUUGUAAUGGCUGGAAGUUGUGUUCGAGUUGACCCACCAUUUGUCGAGUUCAGCGAUGUGAAAGUCGGGAAGAUUUACAAGACUACAGUCACGGCAACAAAUGUUGGAAAAACUUUGAAGAAAAUUUUGAUUGAAAAGCCCGCGCUAAAGUUGUUCAAGUUCACAGCAUCUAGCUUAGCCAAGGUGGUGGCUCCUGGUCUGUCUGUAAGUGGCUUGCUGGAGUUUACUCCAGAGGAAGAAGAGGAGGUCAGAGACUGCCUUCUGAUUCACAUAGAUGAUGUAGAGACCAUCAAAAUCCCACUGCUGGGGUUUCCCAGGGCUUGUUCCUUCAUAAUGGACUCAGUACUAGACUUUGGGUGUAUUGCUGCAAGCAGUCAGGUGAUCAGCAAACAUCAGCAUAUAACCAAUCAGGGAUCAGCACCAGGUGUGUUCCAGGUGGAGUACAAGGGAGACCCCUCAGUCAGACUCUCACCCUGCAGUGGAGUCAUAGCAGCUGGCGCCACCCAGUGGCUGAAAGUGGAACUGUGCACAGACAGACCCAGACAGAUUGAUGAGAAGGCUCUGCUGAAACUUCAGAAUCACGCUCCUGUAGUUCUCAGUAUAAGGGCUGAGGUAGUGGACCAGUGCCUUGAGGUUUUUGACUUGCAGGGGGCUCCACUGUCCUGUCUGUGGUUUGGACCUGUAUACCUAGGGACGUCCUGUGUGGAGAAUGUGGUUCUGAGGAACAAUUCGCCCCAGGCAUGUAACUGGGUCUGCCUGCUCCAGGAUACUGUUGCUGGGACUGAGGUGGGAACAGACCUCCAGAAGAGCACAGACGCCGCCCUGCUGGAAAGAAUGGAGAGGGACAGGCCAGCCACCCAAGACGUCUCUCGGGUGUUGGUGUCUGUCCCCAAACAGGGUCGACUGGGACCAUAUGGCAAAACCACUGUGGCAGUGUGCUUUAGCCCCGUCUGCAAGAGUACAAGUAAAGAGAAGAAGCGCGAUUACUCAGCCAGCCGGCAAGACUACUGUCUUUUCCUGCUGUUUGAGUCAUUGGGAAGCAGAUAUGGCUUCACUCACCAUAAUGGUAACAGCAGUGUGGAGCUAGCAGUAACAGGCUCUGGACUGCCUGUGUCUCUGGUGCCUAGUCCCUCUCAAAGAUUUGAUUUCCUCACCUGUGUGACAGGCCAACGUGUGGACCUGCUGUGUGUGCUGCAGAACCUUUGCCCUCAACUUCCUGUCAACUUCCGCUUCCGCAAGUUGGCGCAUUUCACCACCAGGCCCUCCACUGGCACAAUUGCUCCUGGGCAAUGCCAGGAUAUAGUUUUGUCUUUCACUGCACGGCAGCAAGGGAGCUUCCAGGUGUGUCAGAAGCUAGAUGUCUUAGGUCAUGCUGUGAGGGGUGGCAACACAGCUGAAGAUGUUAUUGGACUUGAGCUUUACAGCUUCCACACCAUCACUCUACACCUGUCUGCUGUCUGCUGCAGUGCGACCACACACCCCAUGCCUAAACUAAAUCCUGGCAUCACUCCCGCAGUGACCAAUCCAACCGGAUCACUGCCUCACGUUCGGUCCAGUGAACUGGCUCGCUGUCGUGGGAUGGUGCAUGCUGCCGUCCUCAGCGCGGACAAAACACAACUCCACGAACAUCGUAGGGAGAAGAGUCAGAAAACAGAGGUGGAGGAGUUCCUGGCUUUUCCUAAUGACCGAGCCACCAGCAUCAGGCCUCCCGCUGCACAAAGACAGUACAGGACCAUCUUCACCGGUGUACAACGCUAUCGCUAUGUGGACACAAACUAUGCUUUCACUGAGGAAGAGGAGGAGCAGAGACAGUGUCAUCGACAGAUUUACACAGACUUCAUCGAACAGCUCAGACAAACGCGCCUACAGAAGAUCAAGGAGAGGCAGCAGGAGAAAGUGGAGGACGAUGUGGAAAUUGGGAUUGUUCCGUCUCAAGGGCUUGUUCCACCUACACUGCGCAUCAGUGACCUGGAGAGCAGUGAGAUCAUAGAGACCAAGCCAAAAUACGGCUAUGCUUCAUCAGCAGCCAAACGUAGUUGCCCCCAAGAAAUGACAUUCAUCAACCAGCAGGUAAUGAGUGCAGUUCCCUCUACCAGCCAGGAGGUGGCAGACUGCAACAGGACUCUGACAGCUCAGGAGCUCUACCAAGUUGUCAUAGGACCAUUGUCAGUGGACUUUGGCGAGGUGUGUGUGCAGUCAGUGUGUGUUCAGAAGCUGGAGCUGAUCAAUCAUCUGUCAGUGUUCGUCUGGGUGCAGCUGGAGGUGGACUGCUCUGAGCUGCAGGGCUCCUCACCCCUCUCCCACAUCCUGCCACCCCACUCCCUCAACACCGUAACACUGACUUUCCAAAGCAACAAGCUGGGUCACUUCUACAGACCUAUAUCCUACUCUGUAAACCAGCAACACCCUGGUCAGAUACUGGUCCAGGCCCAGGUUGUCCCCUUGGCUCUGGAGCUGCCCACCACCCUGCUGGUGCUUCGGCCCACCCACACUCUGCUUGCCCAAUCAGGAUACAGGAGCUCAGUUACCCUUCGAAACCAGUGUAACCAUGCUGCAGAAUUCACAUGGAGACCAGUCGUCACGGAGAGCGGCAUCCUGUUCUCCAUUCGUCCAGCUACAGGUACAGUAGAGCCAUACAGGGAAUUGGACUGUGAGGUAGUGUGGCAUCCCUCCUUCUCCUCCCCUCCAGAAGGAGACUUUGACCUCUGUGUCCACGAGGGCAACACACAACGCCUGCACUGUGUUGCUAAGUUUGGGUCCACCAGUGUCCUGCUGGCAGACAAACAGGUCACAUUUGGAUCAGUGCCUCUCAAGAUGCCUUCUAUGAGAACUGUAGUCUUACACAACAUUGGAAAGAACCAUGCCUACUACCAGGUGCUAGAUGUGUGCCCUCUGCCAGGUUUGGUGGUGAGUCCAUCUGAGGGCGUGGUGCCAAGUGGGGGUCAGGGGACACUCAAGAUUGACUUUAACCCCGACUUUGUCAUCAAGUUUGACACCAGAGUAGAGAUAGCUCUGAGGAACAUGAAGUCCAUUGAGCUCAGAGUGAGUGGAUCAGUGGAGCCUCCAAGUGUAGACAUCAGUGUGUCCCAUUUCCAGUUUUAUGGGGUCCAUGCUGGUUCUCAGCGUGCGAUACCGUUUACUCUGGCAAACCACUCGUCAGCAGCAGCCAGGGUUACCUUUGACAUGGCAGAACACACAGACUUCUCUGUAAACCUCCCUCAGCCCUCAGCAAGAGCAGAGAAGGAGCCAGGUGUGAGUGUUGUGGAGGUCCAGGGUAACCAAACAGUGGACUGUUCCCUUGUCUUCUCCCCCACCCAGGCAGCCAGUUAUGACUUUGACCUGCCAUUGAUGGUCAAUGGAGUGAGAUGGCCCACUGCUUCUCCGUCUCCUUUUCUCACUCCGCCCUCCUCCUCCAUCUCCUCCUCGCUGUCAGCUGGCAGCAGGAAGCAUGUCGUCAAGCUUCUUCCCCAGUCUGUCACCAUGGUGACACAACGGUCACAGCGCAUACAGGCCGCAGUGCUGUGCGCCCCACUGGAAAUGUCCCCCACUAGCCUAGAGUUCCAUGUUGAGCCCCUGGCACCACAGUCUGAUGCUUACACUAAGACAGUGGAGCUGAAGGCAGUGUGUGAAGAGAGUGUGUUUUGGCAUAGGAGUGUCAAGAAACAUGUAAACUGGUGGUUUGACUGCAGAGCAAUAGCAGUACCAACACAGCACAGAAAAGAGGGGGAGCUAUGUAUGGUGUCUCCAUCCUCAGGCAGUCUGGGGCCUGGGCAGUCCAUCUGCUUGACUGUCAGCUUCAACCCUGAGGAUAUCACAACUGGCUCUGGCAGAGUGACCAAACUGUCCCUACCUCUUUACCUUGGAGAAGAGGGAGGGGAGGGGAUGGGAGGAGAGGAGGUACAUCAACCUUACAGAGAGCUGUCCAUCACUAUUAUCCUACAGCUUCCCUGUAUCACCAUCCACCCCCCUCAACUCCUCCUUACACCAGUACCCCUGGGAAGCAAUGCAUCUGCCACAUUCACCCUGCUGGCCUUAGGGUAUCCAAGUGGAACUAUGGUAUCAGCUGAAGUGGAUGAGGUGGAACUGGAGGAUGGGACAAAGACACAGCCUGUUUCCAUCAUCUUUCCAGAGGGUAACAACAUCCCUGCCCCAAACCAGGAUCAGAGACUUCCAGUAGGCAUUCAGAAUCAGGAGGCCAAGGUGACCUCUCUAAUCUGCAGUGUGUCCUUCUGCUCCGCCAUCCCUCUGUCCCUCUGCACAACUAUAACCUUCACUGACCACCUCCACAACAGGUUUAAGGUUAAGUUGCUUGCUAUUGCUGACAACUGUCUGUUGACAGUCUGGCCCUACAUGGCCCUGAACCGCUCCAGGCAACAGAUAGUUCUCAAGACUGGGGCCACAGCUGUUGAGGCGAUACUUCAGAGCUAUCACACACCAAGUCCUGCCUCUGGUCCGACUUCAUCAUCCUCGUCAUCGUUUGAACACAACAGCUCAACAAACAAGAACUCAGCCUCAGGCUCCUUUCCAGACAGUGACAGUGUGAGCGGUCAGGCCAGCAGGAAUACAGACACCUCUCCUAACAGAGACAGCCCAACCAAUCUUGGCGCCCCAGAAUUCCCUUCUGCCAACUCAGAGGAAGGACUUUAUUACCAGAAUGUAUUAUCGGCUAUGGAGAGAUGGUUUAGUCUUUUUGGGUGGCCAAGUGGACCACACCCUAUCUCUGUGCCACACACGCUCAGAAGAGUUGUGUCCAAAAUUCUAAUGAAUCAUUCCACUGGACGGACUUUUCGAGUUAGUCAAAAUAAAGACUCCAGGUCUGUGGUGGACAUGCUUCAUCACUUGACUGGCAAACAGAUUCCCGGUAUUCCUCUGUGUCAGACGUUUUCCACUGAUAUAGACCAGCGCACCAAUCAGCUGCUACAACAGCAUGAAGCUAUGUUGACUUUUCUCAGGGUACAAGGAGCCUGCCUUUGUCAUAUCAGACCAGAGUACUUGCUAGACAUGCAGGAGUUCAAACACUGGUGCUCCCUGCAGUCAAAUGAGGAAGAAUGUGGUCUGAACUACAGCAGUGUUGACUACGAGUCUCUGAGCAAACGAUCCUGGACUGACGUGCUGCUGCAAAUAUACAAGGUGCUAGUGUUGUGUCGCGUGUCAGAGAGCGGUUUGAAGCCAACUCUGAACCAUGACAACGUAGAUGGAAUCCUCCCUGUCAGCUCACAGCCACUGGCCAGUAACAUCUAUUCAUCGUGUGAGCUCCAGUUGCUCUCAUGGCUCAACAUGCAUUACCAGGGAAUGAGGAAGACUGUGUGGGGAACAGGUGGUGUCCCAUCAACACGCUGGAUAGUGAAUUUUGACCUGGACUUGACAGAUGGACUGGUACUAGCUGCUCUGCUUGCUGCCUACUGCCCUUACCUGAUCUGCAGCCACUUCCGGAGGAUGUACACCACAACUAGCAGCCUGGAACAGAUCCUUCACAACAACAUCAUAGUGACCCAGGCCUUAACUGCACUUUUUCUCAACCUAGAUGUACAGCCCACAGACUUGUCAGACCCAAAUCCAGUGCAGAUGUUAAUGCUGUGUGUUCACCUGUAUGAGAGGUUGCCUCAGUACCUGCCACUGCACAUCAUCACUCUAUCAGGAGGCCUGCACAGCAUUUUCAGCAAACAGGUGCAUCUGAAAAACCCAUCCUCAAAGCCGAUCAAAUACCAGGUCUUGCUUUUAGGAGAGAAUGCCCAUCUCUUCUCCCUCCCUGAUGGAUCCACUGUCACCAUUCCCCCAAAGGCGAGCACUGAACUGACCGUCCAGUUCAGCUGCUCCACCAUGCUGCCCAUGGAGGCAGUCCUUCUGCUCAUCUCCAGCUCUCCUUUUAGCCUGUACGGAACUACGCUCACCUUCAAUCUGAAGACCCAUGUCACUCACAUCACACCCACUAACACUGUCAAGUGCAAUUCUCCAUGCUACCAGUUGAAAGUGAUCCAAGUGCCCCUAACUAACCCUUUCAACAAAGAAGCAAAAUUCAGGGUGGUGCUGGUGGAGUCUCCAUUCAAUCCACUGGAGCCUGAAAAGAAAGACAGCCUCGUUCAACAGGCCUCCUCCAAAGCCAAGUAA